GGAGGAUCCCCACCCGUAAGCAUGGCGGUAUGUUAGUGUGUGUAUUUGUUCAUAAACACCAGAGAGAUAUGGAAGACGCCAACACGCGCCGCGACCGCUUCACAUAACCGGAAUAUAACGCGCUUUGUUUCUACGCGCCGGUACCGGAGGCAGUCAGUAGGAUUUCUCCAUGCACUCUUUGUUUACUCCUAGAAUAUGGUGAGCUGAGCAGAAGAAAAGCACAAGUUAUUGCUGAUAGCAUCACUCAUCUGCCGUUUACUAGUGCAUUAAUUGCCGGUGAUCAUGAGGUGCUGCCGCGGGCUCGUUUAAACGUUAAUCGACACGUUUAAACGCCGCAAAACAUGAUCGAUAUCAUGAAUGUGUGACUUUAUUGUGAUUUUUAUCUUCCAUCCGGAGAGAUGCGCGAAUAUAAAGUGGUGGUCCUCGGGAGCGGCGGGGUCGGUAAAUCCGCGCUCACCGUGCAGUUCGUCACCGGGACGUUCAUCGAAAAGUACGACCCGACCAUCGAGGAUUUCUACCGUAAGGAGAUCGAGGUGGACUCGUCGCCGUCGGUGCUGGAGAUCCUGGACACGGCGGGCACCGAGCAGUUCGCGUCCAUGCGGGAUCUGUACAUUAAAAACGGGCAGGGCUUCAUCCUGGUCUACAGCCUGGUGAACCAGCAGAGCUUCCAGGACAUCAAGCCCAUGAGAGACCAGAUCAUCCGAGUCAAGAGGUAUGAGAAGGUUCCUGUGAUCCUGGUGGGCAAUAAGGUGGAUCUGGAGAGCGAGCGGGAGGUGUCGGUGCGUGAGGGACAGGCUCUGGCCGAGGAGUGGGGCUGCCCCUUCAUCGAGACCUCCGCCAAGAGUAAGACCAUGGUGGACGAACUCUUCGCCGAGAUCGUGCGGCAGAUGGACUACGCAGCACAGCCCGAUAAAGACGAUCCCUGCUGCUCCUCCUGCAAUAUACAAUAACCCACACACACAGACUUGUUCUUAUAUCCCGGUGGGGACUCUCAUAAACAUGGUUCUACUAUACAAAGUGUAUAUUCUCUUCUCUACGUCCUCACAGGAAACAGUCUGCACUUUUACGUUUUACAUUCUGUCUGCUUUAUAAACAUGUUUACCCAUGGGGACCUCAAUUUUGGUCCCCACGGUGACACAAGUCCCCAUGAGUCUGUGUGCAUUCAGGUUUAGGUCCCCAGCGGGAUACAUAGACAAGUAUACACGCGCAUACAGACUGGAUACAGUCACGUUGGUUUUGGUGGUUUAUGAGGACUCUCCAUAGCCAUAAUGUAUUUUAUACAGUAAAAAUUAUUAUAUGGACCAACCCCUUAACCCAACCCUCACAAAAAUAAAUAAAAAUUGUGUCAAGAUUUUAAUGCUAAAAUACUCUAAGAAGUGUUUUAAAGCGUUCUGAAUUAAAAGGACACAAUGCAUGUCCUCAUAAAACCUCUUAAUAAGUACAACUAGAUCACACCCACAUCAUUAUACAAACUUUGGUCCUCGUAAACCAUAAAAACCAGUACAAAAACAUGUUGGUUUUAGUGUGUUUUAUGAGGACUCAUAACAUAUUUCAUACAGAUAAAACUACUUAAUAUGUCCCUACCCCUAAACUUAACCCUUACAGGAAAAACGUGGCUCGAUUUUUAAUGCUAAAAGACCCUGUUAAGUAUGAUUUUUAAAGCAUUUUGAAUUACAAGGACACAACAUGUCCUCAUAAGCCCUCCUGGUAAGUACAACUAGGUCACACUCAUGUCAUUUUGGUGCCAGUAAAACACCAAAAAACAUAAACAUACUCACACUUGGUUUUGGUGGUUUAUGAGGACUCUCCAUAGGCAUAAUGUAUUUUUUAUAGUAAAAAACACCUCGUAUGGCCCUACCCCUAUACCUAACCCUCACAGAAAACCUUGUUAAUUGUUCUUUUUAUAUUAUUUUGAAUUACAACAACACAACAUGUUCUAAUAAACCACCUUAAUAAGUAUAACUCGACCACACCAAUGUCAUUAUACAGAUUUCUGUCCUCAUAAACCAGCAAAUCCAGUACAGCCACACACACAUGGUGGUUUAGGAGGACUCUUCGUAGACUUAAUCUAUUUCAUUCAGUAAAAACCAAAUAAUAUAUGUCCCUACCCCUAAACCAAGAUUUUAAUGCAAAAGGCUCCAAGUUUUUUGCAUUUUGAAUUAUGAGGACACAAGGAUUGUCCUCAUAAACCACCUUAAGUACAACUAGGUCACACCCAUGUCUUUAUACAAAUUGUGGUCCUCAGAAACCACCAAAACCAGUACAAACACACAUGUUGGGUUUGGUGGUUUAUGAGGACUCUCCUUUGGCGUAAUGUAUUUCAUACAGUAAAACCAAGUAAUGUAUGUCCCUACCCCUAAACCCAAUCCUGACAGGAAAAAUGUGCCAAGAUUUUAAUGCGAAAGACUCCAUUAAUCAAGUUUUAAGCAUUUCGAAUUAUGAGGACACAACAUAUGUCCUCAUAAACCACUUUUAAAAAGUACAACAAGGUCACACCCAUGUCAUUAUACUAAUUAUACCAGUGACAUGGUUCUUGUAAACCACCAAAACCAGUACAAACACACAUACACUUUGGUGGUUUAUGAGGACUCCCCAUAGGCAUGAUGUAUUUUACACAUUUUACACAACUCUACUCCUUAAUCCAACCCUCAAUAUAAAAAUGUGGCAAAAAUUUGGUGUAAAACCCCAUUAAGUAUGACUUCUAAUUACAAUGACACAAGGCAUGUCCUCAUAAAACCACCUCAAUGUUGUAACGCCUAAAUCAUACCAAUGUCUUACAAAUUUCUGUCCUCAUAAACCACCAAAACCAGUACGCACACACUACAGUAGCUUUCAUAGACCUUCUAGUGUCGGCGGUUCUUCAUCGUUUGCAUCUACAGACUGACUGGGAUCAUUGUGAGGAGUUUUCUGUCACUUUAUAUGUACGGACUGGCCCGCGGGAAGAGCACUUGCCUUAGUUUUUCACACUUUCUCCUGUUUCAGCGGGAACCGGUCGGACGAUUUGAUCGUGUAUUGAUGAUUUGAUCUGAGUUUGUCACCAGGUCAGAGAUAUGCUUGAGAUAGCCAUAUUAUAAUUUAAUGAUGACUUUAUAAUUGUUCUUUUAAGGUGUAGAGCUUUCUCAAGUGGAAAAGCUUUGUUCCAAAAGCCCAACGUGAGCUCUGAUUUGAGGGAUUGCCUGACUUGUAGUUCUGGCUUUAUGCAUCUUGCAGUUUUUUGGUUGCAAUUCUUUUUAUUCUUUGCCCAAAAUUGUGCAAAAUUUCUUGCAAUUGUGAGUUUAAACUUGUAUAUAUUUUUUUCAGAAUU
Messenger RNA from Danio aesculapii, 3304 nucleotides. RefSeq names its product ras-related protein Rap-2a. Gene Ontology annotation, cellular component: plasma membrane. The transcript has 2 exons. The record is from RefSeq and is a predicted model, not a curated record. The coding region runs from base 399 to 950 and encodes 183 amino acids. Gene Ontology annotation, molecular function: GTP binding; GTPase activity; GDP binding. Gene Ontology annotation, biological process: Rap protein signal transduction; negative regulation of cell migration. NCBI's taxonomy places the organism in Eukaryota, Metazoa, Chordata, Actinopteri, Cypriniformes, Danionidae.